AUGCCUUCCCACCCAAGGAGUGAACUGACUAUUGUCCUCAAGGGGCUUGUAGUGAAUUCUCUUCAAUCUCUUGACAAAGGCAAACCAAGGUAUAUUCGUCGGAAAGGAGGAAUACUUGGCAAGUCAGGACUAGAGGAUGUCCGGAAGAUCAACAUUUUCGGAACGGAUUGGGGCGACAAAACUUUUGGAACAAUUUGUGAAAAGGCCAGCGACACCCCCAAAGUGCUUGAGAGUGCUCGUGAAGAACUGGACGUCCUCCUUAAUGGGUGCAAGAAAAACAACAACGUCAUCCGUGUAAAGCGAAGUAUGGAUACACAUAGCAUUUCCACCAAGGGGAUGAAGGUUUCUCUGAGCCGUGGCCUUCACAUGAAUAUCGAGAUUAGGAUCUCAGCUAUUGUGUUCCUCCCGGCCAACCGCAUCUCGCUCGAGCAGCUCAUCCAGCCCAUCGCCAACGGCGCCACCGUGCUCUCCCUGGACACCGACUUUGAUGGCUGUAUGCGGCUCAUCAGGGAGGUGACCGCUAAGCUGCCCAUUUACCUUGCCAAUUCGCUCAACUCUCUCAGGCUCGAGGGGCAGAAGACAGCAGCCAUUGAGAUACUGCAGCAGUUUGAUUGGGAGGUCCCCGAUUGGGUCAUUGUCCCAGGAGGCAAGCUCGGAAACAUAUAUGCAUUCUACAAGGGAUUCGAGAUGUGCCAUGUUCUUGGUCUGGUUUAUCGUCUGCCUCGGCUUGUCUGCGCACAGCCUGCCAAUGCCAACCCACUGUACCGCUACUACAAGUCAGGGUGGACGCAGUUCCGGCCACAAGUGGCCGAGCCUACAUUUGCGUCGGCGAUUCAGAUCGGUGACCUUGUAUCUGUCGACCGUGCGGUGGUCGCACUCAAGGCAACAAAUGGCAUCAUCGCGGAGGCCACAGAGGAGGAGCUCAUGAACGCAAUGUCCCUCGCUGACCGCACUGGCAUGUUUGCGUGCCCGCACACUGGGGUCGCGCUUGCGGCGCUCUUCAAGCUCCGGGAAGAGGGCACCAUCGGGGCAAAUGACCGCACAGUGGUCGUCAGCAUGGCGCACGGCCUCAAGUUCUCCCAAUCCAAGAUAGACUACCAUGAUCAGAAGAUCGAGGACAUGGCCUGCAAGUACGCCAACCCGCCGGUCAGCAUGAAGGCCGACUUCAGCGCCGUCAUGGACAUCCUCAAGAAGAGGCUCAAGGGUAAGCUGUGAGCCUGCCCUCCUGCUGCUGCUGCUGCUGACCCCUCCGAUUGGCUACUGCGAUUCGAUUGUCUUAUGCAUCUGAUUCAAAUGUGAUUGGUUUGCUGUGUGGAGCAUUCGAAACCCUUGAUUUGAAAUCUUGUAGGUGAGUGAGACUCUUGUAGGCGUCUGCGGGGAAUGGUUAGGGGGUGGGGUUGAUUAUCUCUUGUACCGUGUUGUGUUCUAUGGAUAAUAAACAGUUGUGUUGUGUUGUUGUUCAUUGAAUAAUCAAUCAUUCAGUC
Triticum dicoccoides is the source of this 1484-nucleotide messenger RNA. RefSeq names its product threonine synthase 1, chloroplastic-like. Bases 1 to 1215 code for a protein of 404 amino acids. The transcript has 2 exons. The record is from RefSeq and is a predicted model, not a curated record. NCBI's taxonomy places the organism in Eukaryota, Viridiplantae, Streptophyta, Magnoliopsida, Poales, Poaceae.